AUGGUUUAUGAUCCAAAUUCUUUAUCAAACAUUGACAAGAUAAAAACAAAUCAUGUCGAUUUGAAAUUAAAGGUUAACUUUGAAGAAAAACUUAUAGAAGGAAGUGUCACUUUACACCUUGUCAAUCUUGUUGACGAUGUUCAUAAAGUUAUUCUUGAUACUAAUCACCUUGAAAUAAAAUCUGUUUCUAGAGAUGAAGAAAACGAAAAAUUUGGAUUACCUUUACAUAUUGAUCUUAAAGAUAAUUUAGCUGUCAAUACCAAAUUUACUAUAGAUAUUACUUACAAUUCAACAUCAGGAUGUACAGCUCUCCAAUGGUUAGAACCGAGUCAAACUGUUGGCAAAAAAUAUCCUUAUUUGUUUACUCAAUGUCAAGCUAUUCAUGCUAGAUCACUCCUACCAUGCCAAGAUACACCAGCAUUUAAAUUAAGUUAUAAUGCAGAAGUAACUGUUCCCUCACCUUUACGAGCUUUGAUGAGUGCGAUUAUUGAAAUUCCAUCUUAUUUAAUAGCAUUAGCUGUUGGUAAUCUGGAGGGUAGAGUAAUUGGUCCUAGAUCUACUGUUUGGUCAGAACCAGAAGUAGUCGGUGGGGCUGCUUGGGAAUUUGAAGAAACUGAAAAAUUUAUUGCUACCGGUGAACAACUUUUAACUCCAUAUGAAUGGGGAAAAUAUGAUCUUUUAGUACUUCCUGCCUCAUUUCCUUAUGGUGGAAUGGAAAAUCCAUGUUUGACUUUUGUGACGCCUACUCUAUUGGCUGGCGAUAGGUCACUUGUUGAUGUAAUUGCUCAUGAAAUUUCUCAUAGUUGGAUGGGCAAUCUUGUUACAACUGCUAAUUGGGAACACUUUUGGUUAAAUGAAGGAUGGACAAUCUUUACUGAAAGAAAAAUAAUUAGUUAUGUACAUAGCGAAAAGCAUGCCGAAUUUGAUUCAAUUAUUGGUUGGCGUGCUUUAUCUGAUGAUAUAAAAUUAUUUGGUUCUGAUAAUCCGUUGACUGCUUUGGCACCUAAUUUAAAAGGAAUUGAUCCUGAUGAUUGUUUUUCCUCGGUGCCUUAUGAAAAGGGGUAUAAUUUCCUUUAUUACAUUCAAAAAGUUGUUGGAGGAUCUUUGAUAUUUGAACCAUAUAUGAAAGCACAUGUAAAAAAUUUUAUCGGUAAAUCAAUCACCACACAAGAUUGGAAAGAUUUUUUGUAUUCGUAUAUGGAAACUAAUUAUGGACCAGAAAUGAAAGCUAAGUUGGACUCAAUCGAUUGGAACAGUUGGUUAUAUGCUCCAGGAAUGCCACCCGUGAAGAAUGAUUUUGAUCAAACUUUGGCAAAAGCAUUGGUGCUUUUAGAACGUCUAUCAGAAUACAAACCAUUUCCACAUAUAGCAAUAGCAGCAAUGGAUCAUUUCUAUAGUUUUACUAAUGUUCGUAAUAGUGAAAUAAAAUUUAGAUGGCAUGUUUUAUGUCUAAACACAAGUUAUGAGCCUAUUUAUCAACAUGUUGUAAAAUUCGUUACUGAACAAGGAAGGAUGAAAUAUGUUCGUCCAUUAUAUAGGUUAUUAAAUAAAGCUAAAAAUGGAUCAGAACUGGCAAAGAAAACUUUUCUAGAAAAUCGAUCAUUCUAUCAUCCUAUAGCUGCUUCAAUGAUUGCUAAAGAUAUUUUGGGCAAAGAUUGUUAA
Molecule: messenger RNA, 1662 nt
Organism: Entrophospora sp. SA101
Lineage: Eukaryota; Fungi; Glomeromycota; Glomeromycetes; Entrophosporales; Entrophosporaceae
Source: the annotation of a GenBank genome assembly